AUGUUUUCCCGACUAUCAAGUCCGAUCUGUUUUCAUACGCAAUUAGAAGGUGCUGGUCUGCAUGCAAGUGUGGUUGUGAGUGGGAUCACAAACAUUGGUAAUGCUGACAAUCGUGAAAACCAGGACACAUUCUUGUCGUUCUACGAUUCCAAUAACGCCGCCUUGGUGAUAGGCCUCUUUAACGGCCAUGGGCGAGGUACUGGGCGAGAUGUAGCCCAAGCAGCCAUGCGAUACUUCGAGGCGCAGUUCCAGGGAUACACGUACAACGACUACGUUACCUAA
Molecule: messenger RNA, 282 nt
Organism: Peronospora belbahrii
Lineage: Eukaryota; Oomycota; Peronosporomycetes; Peronosporales; Peronosporaceae
Source: the annotation of a GenBank genome assembly